AAUUGUUUUCAAAACUUCUGUGAAUCACCGGCUGAUUCUAUAAAUUAUAUUUACAGUGAAUAAAGGUUUUCUUGUCAAUUAAAUUUAUAAAAAUACUUAUUAGAACGUUGAAAAUGGUUCGUGUAAUAACUCAAGAGACAUACGAUGAUGUUGUGAAGGAGAAUAUGAAUGAAUUUGAUAUGAGCCCAGAAGAGGCUAUUAAAGAAGCAAUUGCUCAAUUUGAAGCACAGGGUGUGGAUUUAUCAAACAUUAUCAAGGAUUUAAAUUUAAACACUGGAGAAGAACAUCUAGUGAGCUUGACUGUUAAAAAACUCAAGGAGUUAUCAAAUGCAGGCCAAAACAAUGAUGAACUGGUCUUGGAGCAAUUGGAUAUAUUGAUGAAAGAAUGCAAUAAAGAUAUUGCCCAUAGAGUGAGAGCAGGCAAAGAGGGUAUUUAUACUGUACUUAUAAAUUUACUGGAGGCAAAACAGAAAUCUUAUUUAAAGAUUAAUGAUGCAAAAGAUGCUGCUAUCAUUAUAAAAGUAUUAAACACAUUAAUAUCUUUAAUGGAUUCACAACCGGAUUUAUUGGAUAGAAGAGGUGUUGAAAUAAUAAAAAAAAAUCUAGAUGAAAUAGAUGAUGAAUCUAUUUUAAUAGCAACAUUAAAAUGGGCUGCAUUGUGUUGUGUUAAACAUGAAAUGAACAGGCAGAUGAUAUUUGGUAUUGGCAUUGGACGGAAUUUGAAAAAUUUAUUAAAUAAAACUAAUAAUGAACAGUUAAUAACCGAAUGCCUACAAGUCAUCAGAAAGUUGACUUUAGAUGAUGACGUGCGCGUGGAGUUUGGGAGAGCGCACGAACAUGCUCGCGAGCUUGGUGCUGAGCUGCUCGAUACUUUGACUAGAUUACUUGAAAAUAAUAUGAAGCCACCUUUAGUAUGUGACAUGAUGUGUACAAUUGCGUGUCUGUUGGUGCGACAUGAGUUGUGUGCACUAGCGGCUGAGCGCGGCGCUACUUUGCUCUUCACUGUACUUGCUGACAACUAUGAUGACCUCACCGUUAUACAUCAAGCCACCAAGCUGAUAACAGCGUUGGCAGGCAACGAUGACGUCAAACGGCAGCUCGUGAAGUGUGGCAUUGUGCCUAUAAUUGUCUCAUUGCUGAGUAGAUUUGCCAGUAACGCGACAGUGACAGCGCAGACAUUGCGCUGUGUGUCUGCACUAGCGCUGCGAGAGCCGGCACAUGGCCGCCUGCUGCUCGACUGCGGCGCUCCUGAACCUCUCGCACAUUGUCUCAAGAUGCAUCCAAGGAAUGCCGCCGUCCAGAAGAACGGUUGCUGGGCGAUACGGAACAUGGUAGCUAGAUGUCGCGACUACAAUAGUAAGUUCAAGGAGCUAGGCAUUGAAGAUAUAUUGAACCAGACGUAUGCCAUUUUCUCACAAGAUUUCGGAUUCGACAUCAAAUCAGCACUCAGAGACCUCGAUUGUGAGGUCAAACUUGACGAGCAAUGGACGGGAAAAGGCGUACAAAUGACCAAUUAAAGAUUAAUAAAUAAUAAUUCCAGACUAAUUCUGAAUAUAUUCUAUUACAACAAUCUGUGACGUACUCUUUGACUUGUUUAAUCUGUGACGUUUUUAUUCUAUGACAUUUUUACUGUGAUUUUUUACUCUAUGACACCGUUAUUUAAUGUCUCAUCUACACAUCUUAAUCUGUGGCUGUUAUUUUAUCUUCAUCAGUCACUUCUAUAAACUAAUUUUGUUACAAACAAAUAUCUUACUAAUAUUAUAAAUGCGAAUGUUUAGAUGGAU
Molecule: messenger RNA, 1784 nt
Organism: Papilio machaon (common yellow swallowtail)
Lineage: Eukaryota; Metazoa; Arthropoda; Insecta; Lepidoptera; Papilionidae
Product: armadillo repeat-containing protein 6 homolog
Exons: 9
Coding region: 114-1517 (467 amino acids)
Biological process (GO): hematopoietic progenitor cell differentiation
Molecular function (GO): protein binding
Source: RefSeq, a predicted model, not a curated record